CCCGCACGGUCACCGUGGCCCGGCCCAGGCUGGUAUCUGAUUACCUUCUGUCAACAGCAAAGCCGCUUUUCCGGCCUUGAACUACAUUUCCCUUAAGGCUUUGCUGGUCAGCAGUCUGUCCUACACGAACUUGGCUGCCUUUUCUUGUGAUUAUGAGGCUCGCGGGGUGAGUAGUCCCGCUUUGGGAAAAAAAAAUCAGUUAAAGCCUGGUGGGAAGUUUGAAGUAAGAAGUCCGCUUUUGAAGCCCCGAGGGCGCAGUAUCAAACAGGCCAAAUUCAGGCCCAGAGGUACGAGGACACCAUCUUGCGUGGGUCUGGUUUGGCUCUGGACUACGUUUCCCAGAGUCCAAAGCGGCCGACGUUACGUUUUUCCUGACGUCGUGGCACGAUCAUUAGCUCCGCAGGAACCCGGACGCGACCAAGGGGAGGCAGAAGGGAGAACUACGGUACACAUGAAUAUAGUUAUGAAAUCAAGAAGUUUGCAACUACUGGGAGCUGAUGAAGCAAAAACAAAAGCUGUUCAAUGAAAAUACAACUGUUUUUAGAAUAUCCUAAGCUAUUAUUUUAUGUUCAAGGGAAGAUUGCUUAAAAAAAGAAGUUGCUUCUGUAAGUUAAAUGUGAUUCCUUUUUGGAACAAGGAGGACAUCCUGGAUUGAGGGCUGAAAAGAGGUGUGUGCACAGGACUCUGCACUUUUCCAAGAGAAGAAUCUCAAGAAAUCAGAGCAGCUCAGGUAGUUCUGAAAGCCAUGGCACAGGGAUUGGUAACAUUCAGGGAUGUGGCCAUAGAGUUCUCUCAGGAAGAAUGGAAGUGCCUGGAACCUGCCCAGAGAAGUUUGUACAGAGAUGUGACUCUGGAGAACUUCAGUAACUUGGUGUCACUAGGACUUUCUAUUUCUAAGCCUGACGUCAUUUCCUUACUAGAGCAAGGGAGAGAACCCUGGAUGAUUGCAAAUGAUAUGACAGGACCAUGGUGUCCAGAGUUGGAGUCCAGGUGUGAGAAAUUUCCACAAAAAGAUAUUUUUGAAGUAGACUCAUUCAAUUGGGAGAUUAUGAAAAGCCUUAAAUGCUAUGAUUUUGAGGGCUCCAGUUUUGGAGAUGCCUGGGAAUAUAAAGGCCAUUUUGAAAGACAACAAGUAACUCAGGAAAGCUGUUUCAAGCAAGUAAAACUCACACAUGAAAACAUGCCCACUUUGGAGCAUCAUACACCCCUCACUUUACAUCAGAACAAUGAGAGUGGCGAGAAACUGAUUGGAUGUAAUGAGUGUGAGAAAGCAUUUAGCCGUGGCUCACAUCUUGUCCAGCAUCAGAAAACGCAUACUGGUGAAAAACCAUUUGAAUGUAAGGAAUGUGGGAAGGCCUUUAGUCGUGCCUCACACCUCGUUCAACAUCAGAGAAUUCACACAGGUGAGAAACCUUAUGACUGUAAGGAGUGUGGGAAGGCCUUUGGUCGGACUUCAGAACUUAUUCUACAUCAAAGACUUCAUACUGGCAUCAAACCCUAUGAAUGUAAAGAAUGUGGAAAGACCUUUAGACAGCAUUCACAACUUGUUCUGCAUCAGAGAACUCACACAGGUGAGAAACCCUAUGUAUGUAAAGACUGUGGGAAGGCGUUUAUUCGUGGUUCACAACUUACUGUUCAUCGGAGAAUUCACACAGGGGCUAGACCCUAUCAGUGUAAAGAAUGCGGGAAGGCCUUCAGACAGCACUCACAGCUUACUGUCCACCAGAGGAUUCACACCGGGGAGAAACCCUAUGAGUGUAAGGAAUGUGGGAAGGGCUUUAUUCAUAGCUCAGAAGUUACUCGACAUCAAAGAAUUCAUUCUGGGGAGAAACCCUAUGAGUGUAAGGAGUGUGGGAAGGCCUUCAGACAACACGCACAGCUUACACGACAUCAGAGAGUUCAUACUGGUGACAGACCCUAUGAAUGUAAGGACUGUGGGAAGGCCUUUAGUCGUAGUUCAUACCUUGUUCAGCAUCAAAGAAUUCAUACAGGUGACAAGCCCUAUGAAUGUAAGGAAUGUGGGAAAGCCUUUAUCCGUGUGUCACAACUGACUCAUCAUCAGCGAAUUCAUACUUGUGAGAAACCCUACCAGUGUAGGGAAUGUGGCAUGGCCUUUAUUCGUAGCUCACAGCUUACUGAACACCAGAGAAUUCAUCCUGGUAUCAAACCUUAUGAAUGUAGAGAGUGUGGGCAGGCCUUUAUUCUUGGCUCGCAGCUCAUCGAACACUACAGGAUCCAUACUGGUUAGAAAUCCUUGAGUGUUAAGGGUGCAGGGAAGCCUUUACAUGGAUCUCACACCUGAUUCCAUAUUAGAUAAUGUGUAAUGUAAUGUAAUUAAUGUCAGAAAACCCUCGCUUGUCACUUCCGUUAUGGAACAUGGGGUUACUCCUACCAGAAGAAAAUUCAAUAAAUGUGGGAAUUCUUUUUGCCUCACACUCACUGCUUUCUAAGCAUCAGAAAAUUUAUGCUGACAAAAAUAGUAACAUGGCUAUAGAAAACCUUUCUGUUACCACUCAAAAUGUAUUAAACUUCUGAGAAUUCCUAAGAGAAAAUGACCCUAUUAAAAUAUUUUCUGAAUGUGCCUUUUA
Suricata suricatta (meerkat) is the source of this 2588-nucleotide messenger RNA. It is a transcript of the gene ZNF565, whose product is annotated as zinc finger protein 565. The record is from RefSeq and is a predicted model, not a curated record. NCBI's taxonomy places the organism in Eukaryota, Metazoa, Chordata, Mammalia, Carnivora, Herpestidae. The coding region runs from base 746 to 2248 and encodes 500 amino acids. Gene Ontology annotation, biological process: regulation of DNA-templated transcription. The transcript has 7 exons.